AUGCAUCGUGGACUGCGAUGUUUCUUUCUUUUCUGUAUCGCCUCGGCCUUCUUCGACUGUAGCAUUAACGCUAGGGGCAACCCCUGUGUCUUUGCUGCGUCGCAACUCAUCCAUCCGCUGCUGUUUCCUCUCCGCUUUGACGUUGGCAUCGAUGGUCUCAAAGAUGCAGUUGGUGAGGAACCUGAAGCUGUUCAUCUGGUCGUGCCCCAUCUUGUAGAGAUUCACGAAGGCGCGGUAACUUGGCAGCGCGCCCAGCGGCUUGCGUUUGUUGAGCACUGCGAAGCGGCGGCCCAGCAGCGCGAGGAAUCCCUUCGGCGGCACUAUCUUGGCGCGCGCAAACGCCGUCAGUACGCGCACGAGGUCGUGGGGAUCUUUGUAGUGGUUAAUGUGGUGCACGAGAAAGAUGCCAAGUGCCUGGAAGAACUGCAGGUCGCGCUUGCGCCGGCCGGCGCUCAUGCCCAUAACGACGAUGCAGCGCAGCACGCCGUCCGCGUUCAUUUCGUCACGCGCCUGCAGUAG
Trypanosoma grayi is the source of this 519-nucleotide messenger RNA. RefSeq lists its product as hypothetical. Lineage: Eukaryota; Euglenozoa; Kinetoplastea; Trypanosomatida; Trypanosomatidae. The transcript has a single exon. Bases 1 to 519 code for a protein of 172 amino acids. The record is from RefSeq and is a predicted model, not a curated record.